GUUUCUUCGAGGGCUUCCGCCGCGCAAGCUACACAUCUCUACAAGUGCGCAUUGCGCGGUCGCCGAGUGUUUGAAAAAUUCGAAGCAAUCACUCGAUCCUCGGCAAUGACGUCCGCGGCGACAAGCGCGCUCGAAGAGGAAGCUCGGCAGUAGAUGCACCCCGGCAGAGCAUUCGUCGCCCUGGGAACGUUUCUGGCCGCCACUUUUUGGACCAUGGCUUGGAGGUCGCACGGCAAGACCAACCUCGAGCUGGUGAGGAAUCUCAAACACAAUGGCAUCAUAAGGUCGGCCAAAGUGGAGCAGGUGAUGAGCCAGGUGGACAGGGGUCACUACGUCAAGCACAACCCGUAUAUGGACUCCCCGCAGGGCAUCGGCUAUGCAGUCACCAUCAGUGCACCCCAUAUGCAUGCUCAGGCCUUGGAGAGCCUCAAGGACCACCUGUACGAAGGGGCGAAAGCUCUAGACGUCGGGUCAGGCAGCGGCUACCUGACGGUCUGCAUGGCACUCAUGGUGGGCGAAACGGGGCGGACGAUAGGCAUCGACCACAUCCCCGAGCUGGUCGACCAGUCUAUCGCCAACAUCCACAAGGGCCAUCCUGCGCUCCUAGACUCCAAGAGGCUUCGCAUGAUCGUUGGGGACGGCCGGGUUGGCUACCCGGAAGAGGCCCCGUACGACGCCAUCCACGUGGGAGCUGCCGCCCCCGAGCUACCCAAGCAGCUGAUAGAGCAGCUGAAGCCCGGCGGCCGGUUGAUCUGUCCCGUGGGGCCCGCGGGCCAGAGCCAGACCCUGGAGCAGGUGGACAAGCUGCAGGACGGGACGGUCAAGCGCACCUCCCUCAUGGGCGUGGUCUACGUCCCGCUCACCGACAAGGAGGCCCAGUGGCCCGGCAGGUGGCUCACCGAAGUGGCGAACUAUAGGAAGAGGCUCGGCACCAAAGAGGGAACUCUGUCGUCUGCUGCCGACCGAUCGCCGCCGCCCACAGAAUGAAGAGCGGCCGUGGGCCAUGCCGGUGUCGCGGCCACACUUCUAACGGGUCCUGCUCCAAACCCUCGCACGUCUGGAUCUCGUAGAGCCCCGACGGCCAGGCAUUUCGAGUUCGCGCACCCUCGCCGAGCUUUUCUCGUUACUAGAGGAUAACAUAAAUGGCCCCGUCAUGCCGAAAAAACUUUUGACAGGCUUUGAAAAGCAGCUCGACAGGUAUGACCCUUUUUUUUUUCUCUUGCGUUGCUCGCAAGUUUAUUUAUUGCCCCGCUGCGCACGAAGGACGGCGAAGACGUCGGGAGGUGAAGGCUGCGGGCGUUUUCUCGUCGGCACGGUGUUUGUUUGCACGCGCUUUCGCCCAGUGUUGUUGGACCCUUCCCCGGUUGGGAAGUGUGCGGGAAGAGAGCGAGAGACGGAGCGCACUUCCCCGCGUCAAAAGUUUUGACCUGUGUUAGAAUAAAGCGUGGGCGUUUGUCCAA
This is a messenger RNA of Ixodes scapularis (black-legged tick), 1460 nucleotides long. It is a transcript of the gene Pcmt, whose product is annotated as protein-L-isoaspartate(D-aspartate) O-methyltransferase. Gene Ontology annotation, biological process: protein modification process. The transcript has 8 exons. Bases 154 to 987 code for a protein of 277 amino acids. Gene Ontology annotation, cellular component: cytoplasm. Lineage: Eukaryota; Metazoa; Arthropoda; Arachnida; Ixodida; Ixodidae. The record is from RefSeq and is a predicted model, not a curated record. Gene Ontology annotation, molecular function: protein-L-isoaspartate (D-aspartate) O-methyltransferase activity.